Molecule: messenger RNA, 1892 nt
Organism: Python bivittatus (Burmese python)
Lineage: Eukaryota; Metazoa; Chordata; Lepidosauria; Squamata; Pythonidae
Gene: FBXW4
Product: F-box and WD repeat domain containing 4
Biological process (GO): SCF-dependent proteasomal ubiquitin-dependent protein catabolic process
Cellular component (GO): SCF ubiquitin ligase complex
Molecular function (GO): protein binding
Source: RefSeq, a predicted model, not a curated record
GCACACCCAUGUGACCGCUCCGGCGGGCGGGCAGAAACGGCCGCCCCGAGUAGUGGCGGCCUACCCGGGCCCGGCAAGCAGCAGCGUCCCCGCUGUUGAUUUUGUCGCUGCCGGGCCCGGCUGGGGGAGGUCGCCCCUCGAUGGGGAGGCCGAGCAGCCCCCCGCAGGCCGAGAUCCGCUCUCCGCUGUGGAUGUUGCCGGAGGAACUGCUGCUGCUGAUCUGUUCGUACCUGGACGCGAGGGCCUUGGGCCGCCUGGGCCAGACCUGUCGCCGCCUUUGCCGUUUCACCUCCCGGGAUGUGCUGUGGAGGCGCCUCGCCCGUUUCUGCCUCAACGCAGGCUUCAGCGCGCUGGGCGCCGACCUAGUGGCUGGGGUCCCAGUGAAAGAAAGGGUCAAAGUUUCUCAGAAUUGGAGGCUUGGACGCUGUCGAAGAAUUCCACUCCUCAGAUGGAAACGCAAUUUAAUGCCCUGGAUGCAGCUAGAUGGUGACUACCUCUAUCUAUCCCAAGCAGAAGACAUCCACCUUUAUUGGCUCCAUCCUAAAGAUGCCAGUUUGGUAUGGUGUCCUCAGACAGUUUUCUCUGGUCACCAGGAGGAUGUAUGCCGAUUUGUAAUUGAUAAUGGCCAUAUUAUCAGUGGAGGAGGAGAUGGAAAUAUUGCCCUCCAUAAACUUAAUGGUUCCUUCAGUUUCAAGAUCCUUGGGCAUGAACAGGAAGUGAACUGUGUGGACUGCCAAGGGUCUAUCAUUGUGAGUGGUUCUCGAGAUAGAACAGCAAAGGUUUGGUCCUUGUCAUCAGGCAGAGCUGGGCAGUGCCUGCACACAAUACAGACAGAAGAUCGGGUUUGGUCCAUUGCCAUUAGUCCACUAUCAAGUUCAUUUGUGACUGGAACAGCAUGCUGUGGACAUAAUUCACCUUUGAGAAUUUGGGACUUAGAGAGUGGGCAGCUGAUUACCUGUCUUGGAACAGACUUCCACCGAGGAGCUGGAGUCUUGGAUGUUUUCUAUGAAACACCUUCAACUUUGCUGUCUUGUGGAUAUGAUACCUACAUACGAUACUGGGAUUUAAGAACAAGCACAAAGGAAUGUGUGAAGAAAUGGGAAGAACCACAUGACAGUGCCCUAUAUUGUAUUAGAAGCAAUGGAAAUCAUAUGAUUGCAAGUGGCUCUUCUUAUUAUGGAGUGGUACGUCUUUGGGACAAACGGCAAACCAGAUGCUUGCAGAGCUUCUCCUUGUCAUCGCCUAUCAGCAGUCCUGUAUAUUGUCUACGUUUCAGCACCACCCAUCUCUAUGCGACCCUGGCAUCAGCACUGUAUGUCCUUGAUUUCACUACCUCCUGACACUGAUAUGCUUGGACUUCAGACUUGAUAGUCAGCUCAGGGAGCACAAAGAAAGUAUAACAUCCUUGAGACAAUAAACAACCAGUGGUAAAGAAGACCCCAUUUCUGCCUUCUGGUGUCAAUAAAAUCUAAUGUAUCCUUCCAACCCAAUAUUUUGUACGCUUUUGGUUUUGGUUACCUUUCUUAUUCCGAGAAAGGCAUAAUUCAGUAAGUCUUAGGAUGUGCAUAUUCUUUGGUACCAGCAUAGUUUGGGCUUCUGAAUGUUGCAUGUUCAAUAUAUUUCAUUGUGAUAAUUUAAUUGAGGAGGAAGCAACUAUAUCUGGACACUGAAGUAGGGUGGUAAUAUUUUACUUCUGCUUCACUGACAUCCAUAACUUUUUCAUGAAUAAAUAUUGGGCUAUAAGAUGGAAUGCUUAGUUGGCUCUCUGUAAAUUAAAUCAAGUAUAAAUAUUGUUGUUUGGCACCAUAUAAGAACUGUUUUAUUGGAUCGAUGCUGUCAGGCCAGUGUGUUGAAUAAAUUAUUAAAAUAGCAUACAAAAAGUGUCUUUGAUU